CGCGAGUGGUGGUCCGUCCUAUUGAUCGACCUAGAUCUGCAGUUGGUCUCCGCGCUUCGUCACGAAUGCGCGUCUUCUCUUUCGAGCAACGCGUCUCGACGACGUUUCUCCUCUCUUCUUUGAGCGUCUUUGUUCCUGACUCCUCGUUUCUCCUUCUUACAAUUAAAGAACAAGAAGAAGAGUAACGAGAUCUCACUAGCUACGAUUCUUAACGAAUCUCGAGAAGGUCGAUUAUUUUUCUCCGGAGCAGUGAAACGUGUCACCUGUGAUCGAGAAAACUUACGAUUGGAUUGCUUCCUUGGGAAAUCGUAAAGAAGAAAAAUGGACAAAGUCGACGUCCGAUGUACGAAUUCUUCCCGAGAAGGAUGAAAGCACGAAUGAUUUGCAACAGGCUGCACGAGGCGCGCUGAGAAGUUCUAGCGCGUUAUAACGGAGGAACGACCAGCUCUCUUGUUAACUCUUCUAUUUUCAUUGUUCUUAUCGACGACGAUCGAAAGAAGAAGAUCCAUCCUUUCGUUCGUUCGUUGCUAUUCGUACGAUUCUUCGAGGAUUUUUCCAGAGUUCCGCAUCGUUAGAUCGAUUAGCCGCACAUCGUACAGCCACAGUCGUUCAAGAAACGAGAAAUCACGAUACGGUAUGACGAUAUAUCGAAUGUAACGGGAGAGGAACAGCCGCCGACAUGUGGACGAAUCGUUUGAUUAUAGUGGCGGCAAUUGUACUCGCGGUUGCCAACGUCUGUCAUGCGGAGUGCCAGACACGCUCGGUCUAUUGCUACGAAUGCGAUUCGUGGACAGAUCUACGAUGCAAGGAUCCGUUCAAUUACACGGCGCUACCUAGAGAUCAGCCACCAUUGAUGACGUGCAAUGGAUGCUGCGUCAAGAUGGUCCGAAAUGCAAAAUCACCAUACGAGAGCGUUAGAAGGACCUGCAUUUCGCAGCUACAGAUAAACUUAUUCAUGGUGGACCACGUGUGCAUGAUGGAAAGUACCGGCACUGGUCACAUGUGCUUCUGUGAGGAGGAUAUGUGCAAUCGUGUAUCCCCGACUUCGUGUUCGAAUCCCACCCUCCUCCUCUUACUCCUCUCGACCAUAUUCUUUCUAAGCUCGAACGUUUUAGGAGGCCAAGCUUGCUUUGUAGAACGUUGCAAUGGUCACAUUGUAUAACACCGA
Molecule: messenger RNA, 1168 nt
Organism: Vespula pensylvanica (western yellowjacket)
Lineage: Eukaryota; Metazoa; Arthropoda; Insecta; Hymenoptera; Vespidae
Gene: qvr
Product: protein quiver
Exons: 6
Coding region: 680-1162 (160 amino acids)
Biological process (GO): regulation of synaptic transmission, cholinergic; sleep; positive regulation of voltage-gated potassium channel activity
Source: RefSeq, a predicted model, not a curated record